AUCUUUGCCCUCAGGGACCGGGCUUAGGUACAAGAUGGCCGCCGCGCGCCCGGAUCCCCCGAUUCCGAGCUCACCGACCCGGGAGUCGCCAUCCCCGGAGCCGCCGGACCUGGUCCUGGUGCCUGAUGGUCGCCCUGUCACACCCCCAGGUGACCUCAUCGAGAUCCAGGUGGUAAAAGUCACAGAUACCACAUCGGUCCCUGAGCCCCCAGAGCCAGGAUCUUUUCAUUGUGCCCUGUGUCCUGCUGCCUUCCGUCUAGUCUCAGAGCUGCUGUUUCAUGAGCAUGGCCACCUGGCAAGCAUGGAGGGGCUUGGGCAGGAUGGGGAUCCUAGCCGUUGUCAUGUGUGUGGCCACAGCUGUCCAGGUCCUGCUAGCCUGCGUGCCCAUUACAGCUUGCACACAGGAGAACGGCCUUACCGCUGUUCCCUCUGCCCACGGGCUUUUAAGGCCUUGGCACCUCUGCUCCGGCACCAACACCGACAUGGGGUAGAGCCCGGCACCUCUGAAAGGCUUCUACCCACAACAACAACCGGACAGCCAAACUCAAGGGUGGCCCAGGAGAGGUCGGAGGUGGUGAUGGCUGCAGCAGCUGCGGGUGCUGUGGUAGGCAAGCCUUUCGCCUGCAGGUUUUGUGCCAAGCCCUUCCGACGCUCCUCAGAUAUGCGAGACCACGAGCGGGUGCAUACAGGGGAGCGGCCCUACCACUGUAGUAUCUGUGGCAAAGGCUUCACGCAGUCCUCUGUGCUGAGUGGUCAUGCCCGCAUCCACACAGGCGAGCGCCCCUUCCGAUGCAUGCUCUGUGACCGCACUUUCAAUAACUCCUCCAACUUCCGCAAACACCAGCGCACCCACUUCCAUGGACCAGGGUCUGGAGUGGGAGAGUCUAGAGGCCAACUGAGAUCAUCUUCAGUGUCCCAAGAAUCAUGAAGUAAAUGUGGGACAGAGAACACUAUGGAAGAAGGGUGUAGAGAGACUGUGAAAGUGAAUGUGGAGGUUGACCAGUAGGCUGGAAGCUAGGACAUAUCGUAGGAGAGGUGGGUGGGCAAAUAGAGGCAGAGGCCAAGGAGAAAUCAUGAGCAGUUGGAGUUAGAUGAAAAAGGGAACCUGGUUCUGGUCUCCCAGAAACCCAUGCUACACUUGAGACUCAGGAAAGAGGUACUUGGGGUCUGUGGGUACCCAGAUAUAUCUAAAAAUACAUAGACAGCUGGGCAUGGUAAAGGCCUGUAAUCCCAGUACACUAGAGGCUGAGGCAGGAGGAUCAUGAGGUCCAGACCAGACCAGGCUGGAAAGCAAGACUUUCUGUACCACCACCUCUGGUCCAAUGAAAUGUUUUGCCUACUUCAACUGGAUUGCACUGGUCCUGGGAUGCCUACCCUCCAGUGCAGAAGAUGCCCACCAAGUCAUCUCUAAAGGGAUGCUGGGAUACCUUCCCCUCAAAACCGAGAGUACCUAAACCACAUCUCUCAGAUGUGAACCUGCUCAUAAAGAUUCACUCUAAGCCCUGCUCACUUCUCCAUCCUACCCCAUAGUGGGCUCUCUUUAACCCACUAAACUUAGUUGCAAGCAACUGAGAGCACACACUAUAAGCAGGCAAUCACUUGGUAUCCCUUUAAGCCUUAGGCUCAGAACCUGUCUAUAAAGAAAUUUCCCAUCUCUCUAUUCUGCACUCUGAAGUAGGCAUCUUCCUGCAUAGCCCUGGGCAAUUCUGAGGCAGGGUUAGCUAGUGACCACCUUGGUGGGCCAGUACAGGGUGUAAAGAAAGAAAUGACACUGUGGUAAGGGGCUAAAAGGACUUGGGAGUUAGCGUACAGGGUAAGAGUGGGGACUUCCAGUCUGUUCCUAUUAAAAGACUUUCUGUAAGUCUUCUCUGUCAGUCUUGUAUUCCAAUUCUCUGGGUAGUUAUCCAUUAUCUGGAAUGGUGAGUGACCAGGCUUGGGCUGUUUGGAGAUGUCUAUUUGGUUGUGUUGUAAGAAGUUUUGUGCAAUGAGGUGAUGUAGGAGGUUGGUGUACUUACUCAGAAGGGUCCCUAAUUUUCUCAUGGAGAUGUGUUGCUAGUUCAGUCCUUGUCAUCCAGCAUCCCCAAGAGACGAUCCUCGGAUGAUGCAUAAUAAAAACUCACCAGCUCCUCCAAAGAGCCUGCUUCCC
Molecule: messenger RNA, 2146 nt
Organism: Mus musculus (house mouse)
Lineage: Eukaryota; Metazoa; Chordata; Mammalia; Rodentia; Muridae
Gene: Zfp784
Product: zinc finger protein 784
Exons: 2
Coding region: 35-928 (297 amino acids)
Cellular component (GO): nucleus
Molecular function (GO): sequence-specific double-stranded DNA binding
Source: RefSeq, marked validated